Messenger RNA from Coffea arabica (coffee), 1002 nucleotides. RefSeq names its product ethylene-responsive transcription factor CRF6. The record is from RefSeq and is a predicted model, not a curated record. NCBI's taxonomy places the organism in Eukaryota, Viridiplantae, Streptophyta, Magnoliopsida, Gentianales, Rubiaceae. Gene Ontology annotation, molecular function: DNA-binding transcription factor activity; DNA binding. Gene Ontology annotation, biological process: regulation of DNA-templated transcription.
AAACCAAAGGCCAUUCCCCCUUCGUACUAAGAAAUUCAUCGCCUGAAAAGAAGAAAAAAAGGCAAUAAAAAACCAAAAUCAUAACCGCAGAGCUGUCGGCGUUCUUUAAGACAUCUAUAAAUACCUCCAAACCCUAUCCCAACUUUUUCCCUCGCCCCCCCCUUCCUCUCCCAACUUUUUUUUUUCCCAUGGAUGUCGACCACCUCCACCAAGAGCACAACAACGCCAACGCCGCAGUACGUCGCGGCGUUCAGGUGACUCCUUCGUCUCUUCGAGUUGUCAAGGAGUCUCACUUCCGCGGUGUCAGGAAGCGUCCGUGGGGUAGGUACGCUGCGGAGAUUCGCGAUCCCUGGAAGAAGACUCGACGGUGGUUAGGGACCUUCGACACCGCGGAGGAGGCUGCUUUAGCCUACGACGAGGCUGCAAGGAGCCUCCGUGGUCCUAAGGCGAAGACUAACUUCGGCAGCCCAGCUCUUACUCCCAUGUCGUUUACGCCGCCGGUUAUGGUGCAAGUCCCUUCCGUCAAUCCGACGGGUUUAGCUGAAAACUUUCCGCAUUGGUGCUCGCCGGCGUUUUUUGCCACAGAUGAAGCCGAUCGCAGCACGGAGAGGGCCGCUCGGUCGGAGUACACUGGAUAUAAGCUAGAAACUAUAGGCGUGAUGAUGAGCGAGAGAGAAAUGGACUUCAAGGGUGAGAAGAAGCCUUUUCUCUUCGAUCUGAACCUCCCGGCACCGCUCUUCUGAUCGGCCGGCGGACUGCUGUUUUUACAACAUGGAUCGACUCGCGACCUGGAGAACAAAAACAAAAGCAAGAACACUGAAUAUUUUUUUUUCAAGUGUUCGCCGGAGCAGAGAUUACGGUUCUUUUCUCUUUUGUUUAAUUUAGCCUCCUUUUCGGCUUAUAGUGUACAGUUUAUUCCUGUGGUUUUCGGGCUCCAAUUCCGUCGUUGGGCUUCUCUUCUUAUUUUGGUCGUAAUUAAUUCUAGAAUUUCCUUCAAUCGUA